Messenger RNA from Pseudovirgaria hyperparasitica, 293 nucleotides. RefSeq lists its product as uncharacterized. The coding region runs from base 67 to 252 and encodes 61 amino acids. Lineage: Eukaryota; Fungi; Ascomycota; Dothideomycetes; Acrospermales; Acrospermaceae. The record is from RefSeq and is a predicted model, not a curated record. The transcript has a single exon.
GCAAAAGUCUCUGCAAGGCACGCGACAAAGUCCCUGCUUAUUAACGGGAACCAAACUUCGGCAUACAUGAACCUUGGGAUGCCCAUUCUGGGGGCGUCAAAUGCAGUCAGAUGCAUGAUAUUGGCACGCGCGCCCCCGAUUCGGCUAUUACCCCACACGGCGCUAGACCUUUCAUUUCUCUUGGCCUUAAUCCGGGGUACUGGGAAAAAGGGUUUUCAAAUACUAGCUACUGCUGCCUCAGCUGAGGCCUAAUAUGCGACCGUCUAGGGCUGUACAGGUGCCGAUCAAUAGAG